Iphiclides podalirius (scarce swallowtail) is the source of this 1998-nucleotide messenger RNA. The record is from the annotation of a GenBank genome assembly. NCBI's taxonomy places the organism in Eukaryota, Metazoa, Arthropoda, Insecta, Lepidoptera, Papilionidae.
AUGGGAGGGAGAGCACGUGUUAUGAGAAAUAAAGAUAAUCACUCCGAAAAUAUCACAAAGAAUUACCUCUGGCGAAAUGGAAUUAGAAAAGGUGCCCUCCGCAGCGACGCAGAAAGCUACGUGUUUCCAUGGUUACGGGACGCUGCAGUAUCCACUCUGCCCGCCCUCCGCUCCGCCGCAUGUGCACAAUACGAAGGUAUGACGACGCAGGACCGAGCAAAUAUCUUCACCGAUGAUGACGAGGAUUUGCGGCCUCGGCAACAAAGCAUUGGAGGUGUUCUCAGGCGGGAAGGCAACUGGAAAUGCUUUAUGCUCACUCUUAUGAUAGCCGGAUGCCUUGGCUCCGUGGCUUGGUGCAACACGGCGGAGAUCGAUCGCGAGCUUAUCGACCUUAACACAUUUCCAAUAAAGCGGACUGUGCGAGAGUCUCCAUGCGACGUGGGCUAUGCGUAUAUACCCAUUGCAUUCGUUCUCCUGCUGUACUUAGUAUAUUUGGUCGAAUGUUACCAUAGUACCGCUAGAAUUCAAUUAGCAAGAAGGGUGGACGUUACAGCGGUUAGUGCAAGAGUGCACGCAAUGAGGAGCGCUACGCCCAGAGUAUGGUGGAAGGCGAUUUGCUACCAUUACGUGCGACGUAAGAGACAAGUUACGCGAUACCGAAACGGAGACGCCUACACCACAACACAGGUAUAUUACGAACGGGUUAACACCCACAGUGCCAGUACGUCCUUCGCCCACGCCUGUUGCGGCCAGCGGGACGCCUCCAGAAAUUUAGUGCUCGACUCUAGAACACCCAUAACUAAAGUCAGAUUUAGUAAGGGAUUUGCUUUCGCUAACAUCGAGGCUGCUAGUGAAUUUGAAGACCAAAGAUCCAGAUUCUUUGCGGAGCACGAACGUUUCGACGACUUCAUGGAAAUGCGAGAAGGUCUCGACCUCAUCGGAGUCAGUUCCUUUAAAGAAUAUAUGGUAGCGUACAGAGAAGCUGAUCGGUGCCCUUGGUAUUCAUCACAAAUAUUAUUUUGGACGCUCUCCUGUUUACUUCUUUCUUGGCCACUUCGUAUUGUAAUAGAAUGUAACACAGCAUACGUGCAUUACACGAUAACUAAAAUAUUUGGCACAAAUUAUGAAUUGGAUCCGAGCCGGCAACUCGACCUUGACACCCACUUGUCGGAUACUCUGCCGCCUGUCACUGCCAAUAAUUACGCUUGGGCUCUCGCCGAUGAGCAGAGUGCUGUUCUGUGUUCAGCCCCCCGUCCUCCGCGCACUCUUCCUCUGUCUCACGCGUCCACUGUAGAUAGCCUUGAAUUGUUCGCCGCAAUCCGAGGAAACUGCGCUCUAGUUCCAUCCUAUUCAGAAGCAAUGCGAAUCGACGCCGCCCUUAGGGAAGAUCCGGCCGAAAACACCCCCAGCAGUGGAGUGUUGAUCGACAUCGAUUCGGAACAGAGGCAGAACAGGACGACGAUAAAAGCAGCGUCAUUCGAUGAGCCCCCACACAGGCCAAAAGUUGCAAUAGCAAGCACACAUUCUAGUAGUAAUAUUGCCGGAAAUGCUAGAUCGUAUGACAUUAAGCAACAGAAUAGACGGUCUUGGGCUGGUGUUCUAACAACAGCUAGAAGUGCAAGACAAAUAUUAGAGGACCUCACAAACAACGCUCCAGCUAAUUACCAACUAAUGUCAGAACAGCAAGUUAGAAGGAACGGAGAGAACACCCUGUACUAUUCUAGAGAGCUAUCGCCCACUUGCUCCAGAGAUCCAUUUGGGGGUCGAGCCCAAACGACACCUACUGACGAACCCCCACCUUACGAAGAAGCAUUGAAAUUACCCGCUUUGCGAAGAAUUACCAGAUCCAUUACUGGUACCGAUCUAGCUGGGCCCAGAAGGGCAUUUUUGAGAGACGUCAUUGCAAAUAGAAGAUCCUGUUUGGAUGGUGUAGGAGUUCUGUCCGGGACCAGAGUGGUAAGGUUGCCUCAUUGUGAGUCUGGUGAGGAAACACCACUA